Molecule: messenger RNA, 1757 nt
Organism: Asterias rubens (European starfish)
Lineage: Eukaryota; Metazoa; Echinodermata; Asteroidea; Forcipulatida; Asteriidae
Product: fibrinogen gamma chain-like
Exons: 7
Coding region: 535-1668 (377 amino acids)
Source: RefSeq, a predicted model, not a curated record
UUUAAUGCAGUCCGGAGAUGGGGACCACGAAACCCCCAAAAUAGGCCCCUUUUCAAUGCCCAUCCCAUGGUCUAUACGUUUGCUUCAAACUAGCGUAUACAGGAUCUCCUAUUUGAAGUAAUUAUAUAAUAAUGUGACGUCAUAGUGGAAUUCAAAAUCUAUUUUUUUUUUUUUAUAUUUGUGGUAAAAUGCAGUCACUGCCCACCAGACUCGGUAAGUGCGAUGAAAUUCUCUCACUAGUCAGUGAAUUUCAUCCACCACCUGCUUUCAUUUGAUUGGUCGGUCCAUCUUCCGAAGGCAACGCCCACAUAACACCACAGCGCCAAGCAGAGAAUUGAAAAGACCACGAGACUCCACUAUGCCAGAUUGCUGGCUGGGAAGGAAUCGUCUUUCGUGUGUCGCAGUUAUCGAUAAAACUUCGUGAGUUCUACACGAAGUUGUUUUUGGUGGUCGCUGCGUUUAUUCAUUGAACAUUCAUUUGUUGAGGAUUUGGCGUAACUUACUGGUGUCUAGGACGCCGAUAGAAACGGGAAGAUGCACAGCACGCAGUGGGUUAGCUUCAUUACCACUGUGGGUAUCGCAUCCUGGUAUGGGUUCGCAUCAGUCACAGCAUUUAGUUGCAGCUUCGGGAGGGAACCGAACCCCAAGGAGAACGGCAUCAUACGGUGGGUCAUGCCGUUAAAUCACCGCCUUCGAUGUCAGUGUACCAGCAUCUACCCUGGGGGCAUGAACACGUAUACACCCGAGAGAGGGUUUGAUCCAUUUUACACCGAUCGCCCUCUAUUCACAGACCUCGACUUUGAAGUAUUCAACUACUUUGAGUGUGAAAAUUGCUCACUGUCAUGUGAAAACGGAGGUACAUUCAUAGACGAUCCCUGCCAUUGUUCCUGUGCUAAAAACUGGACCGGCAAAACCUGUACUGAGUGUGCACUGACUGGCUGUGAGAAUGGCGCCGCUAUCAUUGACAAUACAACCUGUACGUGCGUAUGCCCGGUAGGCAAGAUGGGAGACACAUGUGCUGAGCCCAGAUACUACGACUGUCAAGACUACCUCCAGGCUCAUCCUUACAGUGAGAAUAAUGUGUACACUAUUAACCCACUGAAGUAUCCACAAGGCCUUGAUGUAUACUGCGACAUGAAAUACUGGCCAGGAUCGAUUGUUAUUCAGAAACGUCGGGAUAUUGACUUAAGUUUCAACCGAGGUUGGGAUGAGUACAGAGAUGGCUUUGGUGACUUAGAUAGUAAUAGCUUCUGGCUGGGAAAUGAGAAGGUCCGUCAGUUGACUGAGGAUGGCGCCAUCUCGUGGGAGAUUCGAGUCAAUGUUAGGAAUACUUUGGAAUCGUAUCACGCUGAACGCCGAAACUACCGCCUCUCUGGUGACAACUACACCCUUCAUGUUGACGGUUCAAUUGACUACAUGAUGAACGAAGAGAGUGGUGUAGUUUUAUUUGCAAACGGCAAGCCAUUCUCAACAUACGACCGAGACAACGAUGGCGACGCUGGGAGGAACUGUGCCGAGGAGUCGAAGGGAGGCUGGUGGUUUGAUGGUUGUGGUGAUGGAGAGAUUAAUCUUAAUGCUAAGUUCACAGAUGAUGGCGUUUUAUCCGUCAGUUCGAUCUCGCGAAUUGAAAACACCGGUCUUAAAAUCAGACGCGUGACGGGAGAUUAAUUUGGUGUCGUACCCUCACAACGAAUGUGUUUUUUUAUGAGUUAGGUCUGGGAGGGCACAUCUUUUUUGAUGACAUUUUUUUGACUUUU